CGCAGGGUGGGAGGCGGCCAGGCCGGGGGGGGGGGGGGCGGCGGCUCUGCGCAGCUGGGAGGGCGGAGCCGAACGAGCCCCGGGCUUGAGGGGGGAGACCAUGGGCGGCUGAGGGGAGCCGCGUCCAGAGGCGGCCCGGGCGGGCGGCCAUGGCCGAGGAUUACUGGGACUCGCCAUAGCAGAAGCCGCUGCCAAGUGACACUAGCGAUUUUCCCACCAUGGAUCGGAUGAAGAAGAUCAAGAGGCAGUUGUCUAUGACGCUGCGGGGGAGCAGGACGGUAGAGAAAAACCUCAACGAGCCCAUCAACAUAGAAGAAAACAACAGCAGCGAUAAUGGCCCCACAGUGAAGAGCGUGCGCCCAGGCACCUCCCGCAGCGUUAACUCCUUCCUGCACCACUAUGCAGGCACCUUCCGCAGGCCCCGCCUGGCCAUCAGCCGCAGUCUGAGCACUCACCUCAACCGCACCGCCAGACUAGAAAUCGUCCAUGAAGACCUCAAGAUGGGCUCGGACGGUGAGAGCGACCAGGCAUCGGGGACGUCGUCAGACGAGGUGCAGUCUCCAGUCCGCGUGCGCAUGAGGAACAACCCGACGCGCAAGAUUUCCACUGAGGACAUCAACAAACGCCUGUCGCUCCCGGCUGACAUCCGCUUGCCCGAAGGCUACUUGGAGAAGCUGACCCUCAACAGCCCCCUCUUCGACAAGCCCUUGAGCCGGCGGUUACGGAGAGUCUCAUUGUCAGAGAUUGGGUUCGGGAAGCUGGAGACGUACGUCAAGUUGGAUAAGCUGGGAGAGGGGACGUACGCUACUGUCUACAAGGGAAAGAGUAAACUCACAGACAACCUGGUAGCCCUGAAGGAGAUCCGUCUUGAGCACGAGGAGGGGGCCCCUUGCACGGCCAUCCGGGAAGUAUCGCUUCUAAAAGAUCUUAAACACGCCAACAUAGUGACUCUGCAUGACAUCAUCCAUACAGAGAAAUCCCUCACGCUUGUCUUCGAGUAUUUAGAUAAAGACCUGAAACAGUACUUAGAUGAUUGUGGCAAUGUCAUAAAUAUGCACAAUGUGAAGCUAUUCCUCUUCCAGCUGCUCCGUGGCCUAGCCUACUGCCACCGUCAGAAGGUGCUGCAUCGAGACCUCAAGCCCCAGAACCUCCUUAUCAACGAAAGAGGGGAGCUCAAACUAGCGGACUUUGGUCUGGCCCGGGCGAAAUCCAUUCCCACCAAGACCUACUCCAAUGAGGUGGUGACGCUUUGGUACCGACCCCCCGACAUCCUGUUGGGCUCGACGGAAUAUUCCACGCAGAUUGACAUGUGGGGCGUGGGCUGCAUAUUCUACGAGAUGUCCACAGGACGGCCGCUUUUCCCUGGCUCCACAGUUGAGGAGCAGCUACACUUCAUUUUUCGGAUAUUGGGGACACCCAACGAAGAGACGUGGCCUGGAAUCCUGUCCAAUGAGGAAUUCCGAGCCUAUAACUACCCCAAAUAUCGCGCUGAGGCCCUGAUCAACCAUGCUCCUAGGCUGGACAAUGACGGGGCUGACCUCCUAGGCAAGCUGCUGCAGUUUGAGGGCAGGAAGCGGAUCUCUGCAGACGAGGCCAUGCGGCACCAGUUCUUCCACAGUCUGGGAGAGCGAGUCCUCAAGCUCCCGGACACCACAUCAAUAUUUGCACUAAAGGAGAUUCAGUUACAGAAAGAGACGGGGCUGAGAUCAGCGUCCCUGCCUGAAUCAGGCAGCGCCGCGUUCCAGGUAGUGGACACUGAAUUUUAGCCACCGAGUCAGUGAAUGGACAGAACGGACGACCGAGCCUGCUGCUUUGAAACCCCCCCCCCUCCCGGAUCUGGGUUGGCGGGGCAGAAAAUAAACCAGCUCCCCCACCCUGGGCACACCCCUACUGCCAGCUUCUUUGUGUCGAACUGUGGAGCGAGGACUCAGGCUGGGAAAUUUGCAGGGGUGAGGGUGGGGGUCACGAUGCCCUGGAGCCGAGGAUAAGCACCUCCUACCCCUGGCAUCAGAUGGCCAGGAACUGAUAACUCCCUCUGCUGCUCAGAUGGACCCUCCCUCGCUCGCUCUCUCACUCACACACACACACACGCAUGGUGUUUCAUUUUAUUUUUUAAGUUUUUUAUUUUUUCAAUGCGAUAUGAUAAAUAUUAUAUUUACAGAUAUUCAUAAAGAGAGACACCUCUGCUCUACCCUUUCCCGUUGCGGGGAGCAUACAGUAUUAUCUGCAAGGGAGCCCAACCCCACUUCAGCCUGAUUGGGCAGAAGGGCAGGGAGGAGAGAUGCAUGGAGGGAAAGGGGGAGAAGUAUAAGGGUCCUUAUCUGUCUAGCCAUCUUCUGCACUCAUGUAUAUCUUGCAAGUGGGGCAGGCGAGAGGUACUUUGGUUAUCUGAAAGACGAGUGGAUUCUCGCUUGGUUUGACAUCUGCCCUGUUGUCUCCCCUUCUCCUCAAGUUGUUAUUGGCUUUGGCUUGGGGUGGUAGUCUUCCUGGAAGGGAGGUGUGUUGAAAGCCCACCUGCUGGGCCAGGGGAACAGGUAUCCUUGGAGGCCUCUUUUUUGGGAGUGGUAUCCUUUUCUUCCUGUCUAUCAUCCUUUCCUGCUUGGUUAUUCAUCUUUCAUGCUGCAUGGAGUCACCCCUUGCCCCAUUUUCCUAUCUGCUUCCACUCAGAGGUGUAGUCCAUGACUCCCCGUUUUUUUCUUCACAUUUUAGUAGAGGCUUCCCCCUCCCCCUUUGCUUUCCUUUGUCUUCCUCCGAUCUGUGCCUCGCUUGGGCUCUCGGCGCACAUUUGGUCAGCUCUGUCAUCCUGGCUGCGUUAUUCCUGUUGAUCAGUCAUGCCGCUUGCAUGACUUGCUUGCUUACUCAGGGUUUGUACGUAGUCCUUUAUAGACCCGAUCCAUCGGGAACUUUUUAGGGCAAGCUCUGUUGAAAUGAAUAGGAGCCGCUGUCAAUAGGGCAUGCCCAGAAGAAAUUUCCCUCUGGAUUGGAUCUUGUUCCUGCCCUCCCCUGAUACUUAAGUCUUUGGCAAUUACGACUUGUUGCUUGGUCUCAGACGACAUUUUUUUUUUUACAGUACUCGAGACCUUUUUCUGAUAUUACAGCGUUUCUGAAGUCCUCGCUUGAUCUCUGCACAGAUCAUUUUUUUGCAGCCGCCUUGGUGAUUACUCCCAACUUUUCUUUUGGUCCAUAGUCUUCACUUUUAUUCUCUGCAGUCUGCAGCUGUUCUUGGCAGUUGCUCCUCAGUCCUUCCAUAAACCAAGUCGUCCAAGGCCCACCUCUGGCCUACGUCAAAGGUCAGCCGACAGCUGUUCUGAUGAUAACUAGCCUCCAUUUUGCUCUCUCUCAGAACACCUUAUCAAAAAGCUGAGAGUUUUGAGUAAGGGGUUAUUCAGCCCCUAUUCUAUCAAAGAGCUACUUAGAGGUUAAUUGGCCUCUUUCUCCUUUACUCAGUGAGCCUUUAUCUUAUGGUUUAACAGACACAUUCUUAACUUUUACUGCUGUAUGCAGCACUGACUCCAAGGCUAUUUGACCCUUUCACACACACACACACAUAAAAAAACCCACUUCCGUCUCCGUGACUUCUAUUUUAUUUUUUAUUUGUCUGAUGUAUGCAAUCUAUUCUUACACAAAAACUUCCCAGCCUUUAUUUAUUUAGGCUCCAAAAUCUCUGGAGAAUCCUGCCGGUAUGUAGGAAUCCUCGAGGACUUUGAUUCCCCAUCCUUCUGCCUCUCUAUUACAGAGAGAUACCUCAGAGGACAAGGGAAAUAUCUCCAGUCCCCACUCCAAAAGCUAAGCUUUUUUUAAAAAAAAUAUUGCAGUACUCUAAAUGCAAACGUAUUGCAGCUCCCCAGGCGGUCAAGAUUGUUUCUGUAGGUCAGAGCCCAGAGUCCUGGGUGGAUGGAAUUCUAGGAUGCCGAUCCACUCCCGCCUUUUGUUGUCUUUGCACGUAUAGACAAGGUGGCACCCAGCCUUCCUCCCUUCAAUCAUGGCCUAUAUAUAUAUAUAUGUAAUUUGUGUGUUUGUGUGUAUAUAUGUACAUAUGUAACCAUUUUUAUAUGCAGCAUGAAACGCUUGUAAGGUUCAAAAAAUACCUCCCCUCCCUCCUGUUAGAGC
Heteronotia binoei (common prickly gecko) is the source of this 4110-nucleotide messenger RNA. It is a transcript of the gene CDK16, whose product is annotated as cyclin dependent kinase 16. NCBI's taxonomy places the organism in Eukaryota, Metazoa, Chordata, Lepidosauria, Squamata, Gekkonidae. Gene Ontology annotation, biological process: neuron projection development; exocytosis; protein phosphorylation. The record is from RefSeq and is a predicted model, not a curated record. The transcript is spliced from 18 exons. The coding region runs from base 219 to 1766 and encodes 515 amino acids. Gene Ontology annotation, cellular component: cytoplasm; nucleus; synaptic vesicle. Gene Ontology annotation, molecular function: ATP binding; protein kinase activity.